AAGCCUCCUUUAACCCGGAAAUAGUACUGACGGACCUUUAACAAAGCAGGAAGCGUCUCUCUGUGUUUAACUGACAGUAGCUAUCAUCAUGGCGGUUGAUGUUAAAACCAGAGCCAAGCGAUACGAGAAACUGGAUUUCCUCGGAGAGGGUCAGUUUGCCACUGUGUACAAAGCCAGGGACAAACUGACUGACAACAUCGUUGCCAUUAAAAAGAUUAAAGUUGGCCACAGAACAGAGGCUAAAGAUGGUAUAAACAGAACUGCUCUUCGAGAGAUCAAACUGCUACAGGAGCUGCAUCAUCCAAACAUCAUUGGGCUGCUGGAUGCCUUUGGACACAAAUCAAACAUCAGCCUGGUGUUUGACUUCAUGGAAACAGACCUGGAGGUGAUCAUCAAAGACACCAGCCUAGUCUUGACUCCAGCCAACAUCAAAGCUUACAUCCUCAUGACUCUACAGGGGUUGGAGUAUAUGCACAAACACUGGGUCUUACACAGGGAUCUGAAGCCCAAUAAUCUGCUAUUAGACGGCAACGGGGUGUUAAAGUUGGCUGAUUUUGGUUUGGCCAAAGCUUUUGGCAGCCCCAACAGAGUCUACACACAUCACGUGGUUACGAGGUGGUACCGCUCCCCGGAGCUCCUCUUUGGUGCCAGGAUGUACGGUGUGGGUGUGGACAUGUGGGCAGUGGGAUGCAUCUUGGCAGAGUUACUGCUUCGGGUACCCUUACUUGCUGGAGAUUCAGAUCUUGACCAGCUGACUAAGAUCUUUGAGGCCCUCGGGACACCCACGGAAGAGACGUGGCCGGGAAUGAGCAGUCUACCAGACUACGUUUCCUUCAAAAUAUUUCCGGGAACCCCCCUGGAACAUAUAUUCAGUGCUGCUGGAGACGAUUUGCUUGAAUUGCUGCAAGGCCUCUUUACCUUUAAUCCUUCUACACGGACCACAGCUACACAGGCUCUUAAAAUGAGGUACUUCAGUAAUCGGCCUGCUCCCACCCCUGGUCCCCAGCUCCCCCGACCAAACUGUUCUGCUGAAGCUUUGAGGGAGAAGGAAACAGUCGGUCUCAAGAGAAAAAUAGAAGGCCUGGAGACAACUGCAAUGAAGAAGAAGCUCAUUUUCUGAUCAGAUGGAACCAGGCAAAUUGGAUGAUCACCACUGCACGGCUCAGCUUCCUGUGCUGCUCAGGACUGUCCACAGGAAUGAUAGAAAGAAAGUCCAAAACCAGCACUGGCUAGUUUAGAUGGGAUUGACUUUAGGACGUUUUAGACGUUGUAGCCAGUGUGAGAAUCGUGCCUAAAGUUAGAUGUAAAUAUUGAAGGUGCUGCUGUGUUCAGGAGAGGAAUUUUGUGGUAAGUGGUAUCGGCUCAGGUCCACUUCCACCGACGCCUCCGCUUGGGGGAGUCUGUCGGGAUAUGCCUAUUUAUGUGACUGAACACAACCAAACUACCAAUGCUAAUGUAUUUUUUUAUAUUUUGUAAGAACAGAAAAUAAAUUGUACAAAUGCAUAAUA
This is a messenger RNA of Mugil cephalus (flathead mullet), 1508 nucleotides long. It is a transcript of the gene cdk7, whose product is annotated as cyclin-dependent kinase 7. Gene Ontology annotation, biological process: protein phosphorylation; positive regulation of transcription by RNA polymerase II. Gene Ontology annotation, cellular component: transcription factor TFIIK complex; cytoplasm; transcription factor TFIIH holo complex. The record is from RefSeq and is a predicted model, not a curated record. Gene Ontology annotation, molecular function: ATP binding; cyclin-dependent protein serine/threonine kinase activity; RNA polymerase II CTD heptapeptide repeat kinase activity. Bases 89 to 1120 code for a protein of 343 amino acids. The transcript is spliced from 12 exons. Lineage: Eukaryota; Metazoa; Chordata; Actinopteri; Mugiliformes; Mugilidae.